Melospiza georgiana is the source of this 622-nucleotide messenger RNA. Its product is annotated as ubiquitin carboxyl-terminal hydrolase 47-like. The transcript has 2 exons. The record is from RefSeq and is a predicted model, not a curated record. Lineage: Eukaryota; Metazoa; Chordata; Aves; Passeriformes; Passerellidae. Bases 197 to 622 code for a protein of 141 amino acids.
CGCGGCGCUGCCCGCGGGAGCGGAGGAGGUGGAAGCGGAGGAAGAGGAGGAGGAGGUGGAAGAGGAAGAAGAAGAAGAGGAGCAGGAGGAGGAGAAGAAGGGGGAGGAUGAGCCGCGGCCGUCCCCCCGCCUCCCGCUGCUGCUGACGACGGCGCUCGGUUCAGCCUGCUGCGGGCUCCGCGCCGCGCCGCCGGCCAUGGUGCCCAGCGAGGAGAACCAGCUCGUCCCCAAGGAGGCAGAAUGUGCUGCUGAGGAGCCCAGGGUGCUGUGUAUAAUCCAGGACACCACCAACUCGAGGACGGUGAACGAGCGCGUCACCCUGAACCUGCCCGCCUCCACCCCGCUGCGGCGCCUCUUCGCAGACGUGGCUGCCAAAGUGGGCUACGAGAACGGCUCCUUUGAUCUGGUGUGGGGCAACGGAGACACUGCCACUGCCACGGUAGGGACUGAGCCUGCUGCUCCUCUGGGCUCCAAGCACUUCACAGUGCAGCAAACCUCCUUCUCUGUGCUGGUGAAUUCCUGUGAUGUUUGGUUACAGCACAGCAAACCACCUCCUUCUCUGGUGCUAGUGAAUUCUGUAAUGUUUGGUUACAGCACAGCAAACCUCCUUCUCUGGUGCUAG